AUGGUGGAAGAGCAAGCACCGAAUGUCGGCGUGGUCGUCGGUGUCGGUGUAGAAGAACAAGUGGAAAAUGAGCCAUGGAUCUUGGAUGACAGGAUGAAGGAGAUGAUCGUCAGUUUGCAACGACAUUGGCUCAACGACUACCAACAAUCUCGCGAGAAGCUGUUGAUUGAGUUGACCGAGAAGCUGCACCAGGAAUUCCUCGCCGAUCAGCAAAAGAUACGCACCGACUUGCUAUCGCAAUUCAAAGACGAGCUGGACACGACCCGCGCCGAACUUGAGGCGAAAUACCGUGAAUCGUUGAAGAUGGAGAUCACCAAAUUGCAAGAGAAACACAAGCGAGACUUGUCGACGAUCAAGAAGAAGCAAUGGUGUUGGCAAUGCGAGAACGAGGCGAUCUACCACUGCUGCUGGAACACCGCGUAUUGCUCGGUGCAAUGUCAGCAAAGUCACUGGGCGACUCAUCGAAAGUAUUGCCGAAGGAAGAAGCAAAAUCAAGGAGCAAAUGGCUCGUCGGCUGGCACUUCUGGACAAGUUGAUGGACAACCGAUGCAACCCGAAAAAGCCUCCGUUCUCCAGGCUCAA
Mesorhabditis belari is the source of this 582-nucleotide messenger RNA. Lineage: Eukaryota; Metazoa; Nematoda; Chromadorea; Rhabditida; Rhabditidae. The record is from the annotation of a GenBank genome assembly.